Messenger RNA from Manihot esculenta (cassava), 2193 nucleotides. Its product is annotated as cyclin-dependent kinase F-1. The coding region runs from base 51 to 1568 and encodes 505 amino acids. Gene Ontology annotation, cellular component: nucleus. Gene Ontology annotation, molecular function: ATP binding. The record is from RefSeq and is a predicted model, not a curated record. The transcript has 2 exons. NCBI's taxonomy places the organism in Eukaryota, Viridiplantae, Streptophyta, Magnoliopsida, Malpighiales, Euphorbiaceae. Gene Ontology annotation, biological process: protein phosphorylation.
UACGUUAGGUAAACAAAGGAAAUUAAGGAAGAAAGGGCGAUGUUCUUUAUAUGCCAGCCGGAUUUCCCAUCUCACGCUGCUACGACUGCACUUCCAAAGCCCAGAUAAGCAAGAAACGUCCGAAGUCUAACGACGCCGCCAUCGCCCCCAGAAACAUGGAGCACCCACUGUCACCACCCUACUCCAAGAGCUGGAGCAUACACACCCGACCCGAAAUCAUCGCCAAGUACGAAAUCCAAGAGCGAGUUGGCUCUGGCGCUUACGCUGACGUCUACAAGGCUCGUCGCCUCUCCGACAACCUCAUCGUUGCCCUCAAAGAAAUCCACGACUACCAGUCCGCCUUCCGCGAAAUCGAGGCUUUACAAAUCCUCCAAAACUGCCCCAACAUCGUCAUUAUGCACGAGUAUUUUUGGAGGGAGGACGAGGACGCCGUGUUGGUCUUGGAGUUCCUGAGGACGGAUUUAGCGGCAGUGAUUAAAGAGGGGAAGAAGAAUGGAGGAGCUGGGAUUAGUGUUGGAGAUGUAAAGAGGUGGAUGAUGCAGAUAUUAUGUGGAGUCGACGCUUGCCACAGGAAUGUGAUCGUGCAUCGGGAUUUGAAACCGGGUAAUUUAUUGAUUUCUGAUGAUGGCGUUCUCAAGUUAGCUGAUUUUGGCCAGGCAAGGAUGCUCAUGGAGCCUGAUUUUGUUGCUACUGAUGAGAACCCUCCGCUGCAAAACCAGGAACAAGUUGUUCAACCAACUGUGACUGUUACUGAGAUGGAUAACUUGGCCCAAGAAGCACAGGCAAACCAAGAGCAAAGUGUCCUAAGAAAAGAUGAAUCAUUUAGAGAGAGCAGUGAAUUCAAGUCUCAUGAUUACCUAGAGGAAACAAGCAUUCAGGACGGGAAUACAUCUUGUCUUGCAACAGGCACAGCAAGCGACAUAGGAGAUGAUAUUUUGAAGGGUUCUUAUUCUUAUGAGGUAGAGGAAGGUGCGGGUGAUAUGCAUGGCUCGCUCACUUCAUGUGUUGGAACUCGAUGGUUCAGGGCCCCUGAACUACUCUAUGGGUCCACAGACUAUGGUCUGGAGAUUGACUUGUGGUCUCUGGGCUGCAUUUUUGCUGAGCUUUUAACCCAUGAACCCCUUUUCCCAGGGACGUCAGAUAUAGAUCAACUUGGUAGAAUUAUUAAUGUUUUGGGUAAUUUAACAGAGGAAGCGUGGCCAGGCUGUUUAAAACUUCCUGAUUAUGGAACAAUUUCUUUUGCUAAGAUUGAAAAGCCCAUUGGUUUAGAAGCAUGCCUCCCGAACCGUCUCCCAGAUGAAAUCUCUCUAGUCAAGAAGCUGGUUUGUUAUGACCCAGCUAACAGAGCUACAGCAAUGGAACUGCUCCAUGAUGAGUACUUCGGAAAAGAACCUCUCCCAGUUCCGAUUUCUGAGCUUCACGUGCCUUUGACAAAUGGUGGGCAAGAUGAGGAUUCUCCUGGCGGAUGGUAUGACUACAAUGAUAGGGAAUCAGAUUCUGAUUUUGAUGACUUUGGCCCUAUGAAUAUAACAACCACCAGUACUGGUUUUUCUCUACAGUUCUUCUGAGUUUAAAAAUAAUGAGGUAUGCUUUCUGUAGCUUCUGGAAUUCUUAAAAUCCCAAAAUCUUUUGUACCUCAUGCGUUCAUGUCAAAGUAAUGCCCCCCAAAAAAACAUUGUUGUGUAGUGAUUCUUGCAUAAAGGAAAUGAUUUGCCUGUUGUCAAAAAGCAAAAUUGGACAUACUUGGGAAAAAGAGAAUCAACUUGAUUCAAAAUGCUUGUAUCAUCAUUCUUGGUGUGAUUAUGCUCAGUCUAUAGGUUUGGCUAGAGGAAUCAGAUGGUUGAUAACUUCUGUUAAUUGUGCAUGGAAGGAUGUUACCUCAAGCCUACAACAAAAAUGGAGUGUGUAAAGUUAUUCAUUUAUAUAAUGUAGCAGUAGAAUCCAGUUUCUAGCGUGUGUGAAGUUGUUGCUGGGGAUGAUGAGCCUAAUUGCUUUCUAUCUUCUUGCUGGGUUUUGUUUUGGGGUUUGAAUUUGAUGUAUUGCUCCAUGUUGAUCAAGUAGUACCACUAUAUUUAUUUGAUCAACAGAUCAUUCGUUAACUUGGUGUUCUGUGAAUUAUAAAGGAGGAAUGUUUUGGGAUUUCCAUAUUUAAGUCAAUAUACAUAUAGGGAUAUGUUUGAUGUAUCCUGGAUA